Messenger RNA from Stegostoma tigrinum, 2171 nucleotides. RefSeq names its product G-protein coupled receptor 3-like. The coding region runs from base 243 to 1205 and encodes 320 amino acids. Gene Ontology annotation, biological process: G protein-coupled receptor signaling pathway. Gene Ontology annotation, cellular component: membrane. Lineage: Eukaryota; Metazoa; Chordata; Chondrichthyes; Orectolobiformes; Stegostomatidae. The transcript is spliced from 3 exons. Gene Ontology annotation, molecular function: G protein-coupled receptor activity. The record is from RefSeq and is a predicted model, not a curated record.
ACGGAAUAACAUGCCCGAUGUGUUUUCAGUGUUUAACGGUGAGGAUAGGAUUGUCCCUACUCCCUUAAAAAUUUGUGAAUCCUGAUCCAGAUGCAGCAGAACAGAGACAGACACAAGCCUGCAAACAGUCAGAGCUGCUCCUCCAAGUCACAGCGUCAGGCCCUGACUCUGUGCACCGCCAGCAAACCCUGGAGAAGAAUUUGAAUGUGGAACAUCUGCACAAACAGGGAACAGCCAACACGAUGAAUGAGAAUAUCUCGAAGAAUUCCAGUGAGGAGCAGGCGGCUUGGUUGGAGACCAGUUUAGAUUUAGCCUUGGCGCUGCAGCAAACUCCGCUCAAUCCCUGGGACAUUGUGCUGUGUGUUUCUGGGACAGUCAUCGCCUGUGAGAAUGCCAUCGUGGUGGCUGUCAUCUUUUACACGCCUGCCCUGAGGACCCCGAUGUUUUUGCUGGUGGGGAGUCUCGCUGCUGCUGACCUGCUGACCGGUCUCGGGCUGAUCAUUCACUUUGUGUUCGUUUAUUGCCUGCGCUCUGAUCUGAUCAGUCUGGUCACCGUCGGGAUCUUAGUCGGAUCGUUCACCGCUUCGGUGAGCAGCCUGCUGGCUAUCACCAUAGACCGCUACCUGUCUCUGUACAACGCCCUGACCUAUUACUCAGAGAGGACAGUAACCCGCACCUACAUCAUGUUGUUGCUGACAUGGAGCCUAUCCCUGAGCCUGGGGCUCCUGCCCGUCCUGGGCUGGAACUGCCUGUCGGAGCCCUCCUCCUGCAGCAUCGUCAGGCCCCUGACCAAGAACAACCUGAUCAUCCUUUCCGUCUCCUUCUUCAUGGUGUUCGGGAUGAUGCUGCAGCUUUACAUGCAGGUCUGUAAGAUCGUGUGCCGCCACGCUCACCAGAUCGCCGUGCAGAGACACUUACUGUCCAGCUCCCACUACGUGACCACCCGCAAAGGCAUCUCCACCCUGGCCCUCAUCCUCGGCGCCUUUGCUGUCUGCUGGUUACCGUUCGCCAUCUACUGCCUGAUAGCAGACUCCACCUACCCUGCAGUGUACACUUACAUGACCAUCCUUCCGGCCAUCUGUAACUCCCUCAUCAACCCGGUCAUCUAUGCUUACAGGAACCAGGACAUCCAAAAGGUACUCUGGGCUGUCUGUUGCACGUCCAACAAGUUGCCCUUUCGCUCCAGGUCACCCAGUGAUGUUUAGCCUCUGGGGUAACGUCUGGCUGCACAAUCUGUUGGAUCUUACCGUGCCUGUCUUGUUUCUGACUUCCUGGUACCCAGUGAUGUGGAGGUGCCGGCGUUGGACGGAGGUGGACAAGGUCAAAAAUCAUAUGACACCGGGUUUAUUUGAAAACACAAGCUCUCCGAGCGCUGCACCAAAGUAUUUUUCCUGACAAAGGAGUGAGGCUUCGAAAGCUUGGGUUUUGAGCUAAAUCUGUUGGGCUGUAACCUGGUGUGGUGUGAUUUCUGACCCUGAUGACUUGGAAAAGCGCCUUCAGUCAAUACCAUUGCACUAAGCCCUGCAGAGUGGAAACAGGCCAUUUGGCUCAUCGAGUCCACACUGACUCUCCAAACAGCAUUCCCACUCCCCCCCCCCCUCCCCCAGACCCACCCCUCUAGCCUAUCCUUGAAACCCUGUAUUUCCCGUAGCUAACCCCACCUAGCCUGCACAUCCCCGGACACGAUUUUAGCAUGGCCAAUCCACCCCGCCCUACCCUGCACAGUUUUUUGGACUGUGAGAGGAGACCAGAGAAUCUGGAAGGAAACCCAUGCGUACACGGGACAACAUGCAAAGUCCACACAGAUGAUCACUAAAGGCUGGGAUUGAACCUGGAUCCCUGGCGCUGUGAGGCAGCAGUGCUAACCAUUGAGCUACCGGGCAAGACGUUAACAAAAAAAAACUGAAAACAAACACAGGCUGCCUGACCUGCAGCGAUCUCCAGCAUUUGUUGCUUUCAGUACAGAUUCCAGCAUCGGCAGUAAUUUGUUCCUUACAAUGUUACAAAUAAUAAUUGCAGAGACAGUGCAGAGGGAACGGAGUGGUCCCCCAUCCUGAAAUUCAAUAAAAGGACUUUGUGUACUGUACUUGAAUUUGCACAAUUGUUAAAACAGAGAAAAAAAAACUGUCUAAAUGUACACUGCACUUUGAAUUUCAAUCCUUACUGUAACA